UUGAAGCAUCUUUUUAUAUGUGCCGCAGCCAAGUGAGAAACUAACUUGAGCAUACGAUGGAGAAGCAAAGAAGUUUCUCCUUCAAACCCACUAGACUAUUGGUCUUUACCUUCACAAUCCCUUCCUCUGUCAUCUUCUUCACCUUCUUUACCAUUUGGGUCAUCAGAGGCACCCCUUCAGUUCCCCAAGAGAUUCAUUUCCAGUUCAAUCAGUCCUCCCUCAGUUUGGGUUUCAGAUCCUUAACUGUUCAGAAAUUACCUGCUCCCAGUGAAAAUUUUUCGGCAACUCGAGAGAAAAGUUUAAUUUUGCUUGAUAUUCCUAACAGUAUACAUGAAAAUACAACUGGGUUUGGCUCGAUUUCAGUAUCUAGCGGGCUACAGAGAAAGGAACAUGGGCCCAGAGCUUCAGUAGUUGGAGGCGGCAAAGGUGAUGGGUUGGAAGGUAAAUUGUCAACAUUGCUAGGGAGUACAUCCCAGACUUCUUCUGAGAAAUUUGAAGUUCCAAGUGGUAAAAGGGGUAAAGAGAAGAGGAUUGGAGGGACUUCGUCCAAGAAUUUUGUAGUUUCAAGUAGGGAGAAGGUUGAACAGAAGAGAGUAAAAGAUUGCGAUUUGACAAAUGGGAGAUGGAUUUAUGAUGAAAGCUAUCCUUUGUACACAAAUGUUUCAUGUCCUUUCAUAGAUGAAGGUUUUAAUUGUGGGGCUAAUGGAAGAUUGGACAAGAUCUAUAUGAAGUGGAGAUGGCAACCCCACGACUGUGAAAUUCCAAGGUUCAACGCAACAAAAAUGCUGGAAUUGAUCAGAGGGAAAAGGCUAGUUUUUGUGGGCGAUUCAAUCAAUAGGAACCAAUGGGAAUCCAUGCUUUGUAUGUUAAUUGGCGGUAUUGGAGAUCCAAAGAGGGUCUAUGAGACCCAUGGACGGAGAAUUACUAAAGAGAAAGGAAAUUACAUUUUCAAGUUUGUGGAUUAUAAGUGUACAGUGGAAUACUAUAUCACUCAUUUUUUAGUUCACGAGAGUAAAGCUAGAGUAGGCCAGAAGCGAGUGCAGACCUUGCAAAUUGAUAAAAUCGAUCGUGGGACAUCAAGAUGGAGAGGAGCUGAUAUUUUGGUCUUCAAUACCGCACAUUGGUGGUCACAUUACAAAACCCAAAGAGGGAUCAAUUACUACCAGGAAGGGAACCAAGUUCAUCCACGACUCGAUGUUUCCACGGCUUUCAGAAGAGCUCUGAUGACUUGGGCAUCAUGGGUUGAUAAGUACAUCAAUCCCAGAAAAACCCGAGUUUUCUUUCGGAGUUCGGCACCUUCCCAUUUCAGGGGAGGACAAUGGAAUUCAGGCGGGCAUUGUGAGGAAGCUAGUCAACCCCUCAACAAAACUUCAAUCACUAGUUACCCAGAGAAGAAUAUCAUUGUAGAGCAAGUCAUAAAGCAGAUGAAAACUCCUGUGACUUUCUUGAAUAUUACUCAUUUGUCAGGGUAUAGGAUAGAUGGUCAUCCAUCAAGAUAUGGAGGAAAAUCAGGAAAGCGCUCUUCUUCAAACAUUCAAGAUUGUAGUCAUUGGUGUCUUCCUGGUGUCCCUGAUACAUGGAAUGAGAUUUUGUAUUUUCUUCUCCAAUCUAAUCCAUAGUAAACUCGUCUUGUUUCUA
This is a messenger RNA of Carya illinoinensis, 1638 nucleotides long. Its product is annotated as protein trichome birefringence-like 6. Bases 57 to 1619 code for a protein of 520 amino acids. The record is from RefSeq and is a predicted model, not a curated record. Gene Ontology annotation, molecular function: O-acetyltransferase activity. The transcript has 5 exons. NCBI's taxonomy places the organism in Eukaryota, Viridiplantae, Streptophyta, Magnoliopsida, Fagales, Juglandaceae. Gene Ontology annotation, cellular component: Golgi apparatus.